This is a messenger RNA of Penicillium argentinense, 735 nucleotides long. RefSeq names its product sucrase/ferredoxin-like domain-containing protein. The transcript has a single exon. The coding region runs from base 1 to 735 and encodes 244 amino acids. NCBI's taxonomy places the organism in Eukaryota, Fungi, Ascomycota, Eurotiomycetes, Eurotiales, Aspergillaceae. The record is from RefSeq and is a predicted model, not a curated record.
AUGCCGGUUCCAGAUGAAUACCACAUGCAUGAGCCAGGCAAACAGCCUACAGAUGUGCUUCUGCUCCCCAGCUUUACAGUUGUGGAAAACGUCACACCGCAGCUGGCACCAGACUUGAUUGAGCAUUUCGUCAACCGCUCUCUGACCACCACAACACCACUCGGUGCUUCUUCCAGCCAAGAGUCACAGUCCUUGAAAGAAGACAAGAAUGGUUAUCAUUCUUCCGAGCAGGAGCAGGAGCAAGAACAGCCUGCUGAGAUACCACACCCAGCCAGCACAUCCAUCGCCUCAACUCCGCUCAAAUCCCACCCUUGUCCCCAUGCCGCUGUCAUUCUGCUUUGCUCCCAGCGGACUCGCGAUGCGCGUUGCGGCCAGUCAGCGCCCCUGCUGCGCAAGGAAUUCGAGCGUCAUCUGCGGCCGCUGGGGCUAUACCGUGACAUGGAUGACAAGCGACCUGGAGGUGUGGGUGUCUAUUUCAUUAGCCAUGUUGGCGGACACAAGUACUCAGCCAACGUGAUCGUCUACCGAAGAAGAGACUUUGACUGGUACAAGAAUGAGGAGACCCGCGCUGCGGAUGAAGAAGAGGGUGCCUCGCAGGGUAUCUGGCUGGCACGAGUGCGGCCGGAGGAGUGCGAGAACAUUAUUCGAUACACCGUGUUGCAAGGCAAAGUUCUCAAACCAGAGACUCAGUUAAGGGCUGGAUUCGAUCGUCAGCGUGGGUUGACCAGUUGGUAA